Messenger RNA from Suncus etruscus (white-toothed pygmy shrew), 1750 nucleotides. It is a transcript of the gene NXPH3, whose product is annotated as neurexophilin 3. NCBI's taxonomy places the organism in Eukaryota, Metazoa, Chordata, Mammalia, Eulipotyphla, Soricidae. The transcript has 2 exons. The coding region runs from base 203 to 961 and encodes 252 amino acids. Gene Ontology annotation, molecular function: signaling receptor binding. The record is from RefSeq and is a predicted model, not a curated record.
CUGGAUAGGGGCGGGGGCCGGCGGCUGCACAUCUGGCCGGAGGGGGCGGGGUCGGUCCUGGGCGGGAGCGCAGGGCCGCGAGCCGCUGGGGUCUGGAGCAUGGGACAGCGCGCCUGACAGCCGAGGCUGAGCUAAGAGACCCCCCCGACAAAAGGAGCCAGAGGAGCAAGGAGCGGGACGCCAGAUCCGAGCUAGCUGGAAGAUGCAACUGAGUCGCUGCUGCUUCGUGUUCCUAGUGCAGGGCAGCCUGUAUCUGGUCAUCUGUGGCCAGGAAGAUGGUCCCCCCGGCUCCGAAGACCCCGAACAUGAUGACCACAAAAGCCAGUCCCGGGCCCGGAUGCCUCGGAAGCGGGGCCACAUCUCCCCCAAAGCCCGCACCAUGGCCAACACCAGCCUGCUAGGGCUGCUGGCGCCUCCUGGGGAGACAUGGGGGGGCCCUGGGCAGCCCCCCAACCGCCCAAACCAGAGCCCCGCACCCUCAGCCAAGGUGAAGAAAAUCUUUGGCUGGGGCGACUUCUACUCCAACAUCAAGACGGUGGCCCUGAACCUGCUGGUCAUAGGUAAGAUUGUGGACCACGGCAACGGGACCUUCAGCGUCCACUUCCGGCACAAUGCCACGGGCCAGGGCAACAUCUCCAUCAGCCUGGUGCCCCCCAGUAAGGCCGUGGAGUUCCACCAGGAGCAGCAGAUCUUCAUCGAAGCGAAGGCCUCUAAGAUCUUCAACUGCAGGAUGGAGUGGGAGAAGGUGGAGCGGGGCCGCCACACCGCCCUGUGCACCCACGACCCAGCCAAGACCUGCUCCCGGGACCACGCGCAGAGCUCGGCCACUUGGAGCUGCUCGCAGCCCUUCAAGGUCGUCUGUGUCUACAUCGCCUUCUACAGCACGGACUACAGGCUGGUGCAGAAGGUGUGCCCCGAUUACAACUACCACAGCGAUGCCCCCUACUUCCCAUCCGGCUGACCUCGACCAGGCUGUCCCCAGGAGAUCCCAGAGCUGGACGCUGGGCAGGGCAGGGCAAGGAGGGGGUGCAGAGGAGGAGAGGCCGAGGAGGGCCGGGGAGAGGGUCCCAAGGGCUGGCCACAGGUUGAGGCGGUGGAGGGGCCAGGACACAGGAGUUGGGGGCCCCUGCCACACUGGGGGGAUCAGACCCCCCCAGCACCAGCAAGAGACAGGCAGAGCAGAAGCGCCAGAUAAAGUUCUGGGGAAGGAGCCUGGCUCCAAAGGACAGCUGAGAGGGGCUUCCUAUGAGUCAGCUUAGUGGGGUACGGGGAGGGGGUGUUCUCCAUCCCCAGCCUCCAUCCCCUCCUGUGGCCUGGACCCUGCUUGAAGCCCAAGCAGUGGCCCCGGGAGUCUCUGAGGUUUUGGACAAUAGACUGUCUCUCCCCAGCCAGGGCACCCCCUUACAAAAUGUCCCCUCCUUCCCUCGAGUCCCAACCCACUCUUUUGCUGAUGGAGUACUUCAUGUGAGGGGCCUUGUCCCUGCACCUGUGGCCCUGUGUGCUGUGUCCCUCUUCCGCCCCACCCCGUGGGCAUGUCCUUGUCCCAGCCUUACCCCUUUGGUGUCCUGGGGCCCUAAACAAGCAGGUGGGGCCCUCACAGAGAGGCAGGGGUGCACUACCCUGUUCUGUGGUUUCUGUCUGUGGAGGGGGGCGGGAGGGACGGGCUCGUGAAGUCACUCGAGUGUCACCUUGUGUGUGUGCGUGCGUGUGGAAUCUUGUGCUGGGAGUGGGAAUAAAGCUUGCCCAGGCA